Molecule: messenger RNA, 11370 nt
Organism: Felis catus (domestic cat)
Lineage: Eukaryota; Metazoa; Chordata; Mammalia; Carnivora; Felidae
Gene: BCL11A
Product: BAF chromatin remodeling complex subunit BCL11A
Exons: 4
Coding region: 1146-3341 (731 amino acids)
Biological process (GO): regulation of transcription by RNA polymerase II; negative regulation of dendrite development
Cellular component (GO): nucleus
Molecular function (GO): RNA polymerase II cis-regulatory region sequence-specific DNA binding; DNA-binding transcription factor activity
Source: RefSeq, a predicted model, not a curated record
GUAGAGAGAGGGAGACACCAUAUCCGUGGCAGGCUCCAGGCUCUGAACUGUCAGCACGGAGCUUGAUUGGGGGCUGGAACUCACCAGAAGGGAGAUCUGGGCCUGAGCCGGAGUCCUUCGCUUAACCGACUGACUGAGCCACUCAGGCGUCCCCAGUCUCCUGCGUGCCCACCACCCCCACACCCGCCUCGCCCCGACCUUUUUUUUUUUUUAAAGAAGUUAAACUCCUUGCUGGGAAAGACCUGUGAACUAGUCUGUUGGUGGCUGGGAAAGAAAAUGGACCCAAGCAAGACCCAGGAAAGGCCAGGGAUGGGGGAAAAAAGCGCCCCCAUCGGAAGCACAGCACUUGCCGUGCAGGGCUGGUGGCAAACCCAUGCGUCUGGGGCUUGUUUUAUUCUCAAUUAUCUUAUCUCUUUGGUCUGUUUCUGUGUUUUUUAGUUUAUUAUGACAUUAUGCAUUCACUUAUGAGUGUUGGCAAGCAAGAGUCAUCAGCCCAAUAACUUCCUGACAUUUUUAGCUCUUUUAAUGUGCAAUCUUUGCCCUCCUGCCACAAGUGGCAAGGUAAUUGAAUUUCCCUGUUACUUACUGGCGGGAGGCAUGUUCUGGUUCCCACCAGAGGAGCACUAAAGCUGGGUUCAUAGAAUUCUGCCUAGGGGAUACGGGGGCUUCCGAGUGGUUUGGGGGCCUGUCCGAAAUGCAGUCCACACAAGAAUAGAUGUGUUUUUCCCAUCACAGACUUGAAAAGGCCCCAGGGUGAACGGCCAUAUAAAAUAGGAUAAAAUCGUGUUUACUUCCCCAGGCUGAAGCCUCAGCAGGGAGAUGGGCUUUUCUUCUCCUUCUCCUGUAGCAAAUAGAAACUGGGAAACUUUGGAGGCCUCUGGGCUCAUCUCACAGAUAACCCCAAACAUUCAACAAAGCCCUUAGAUGCUUUUUUCACUCCCACCUAUGUGUCUUUGUAACCUGCAGGCUGAAAGAGGGGAAAUAAGCCCUUAAAAAUACAUUUAUCUCCUUUCAUCUCCUUUUCCCCCCAUCUUCAGCCUCUGUGAGUACAUGAACUAAAAUGGUGAAGAAGCGCUGCCAUUUCUAGGUGUGUGAGCUUGGGCAGAUUUCUUCAUCCUCUAAGCUUCCAUUUCCUCAUCUGUAACAUGGGGGGAGCCGCAGGACCCACCACACUGGGGACCUCGUUAGCAUUGCAGGAAAACACUUGCCUGGUACCAGAUAAACUUCUGCACUGGAGGGGCCUCUCCUCCCCUCGUUCUGCACAUGGAGCUCUAAUCCCCACGCCCGGGAUGAGUGCAGAAUAUACCCCGCAGGGUAUUUGUAAAGAUGAGCCCAGCAGCUACACAUGUACAACUUGCAAACAGCCAUUCACCAGUGCAUGGUUUCUCUUGCAACACGCACAGAACACUCAUGGAUUAAGAAUCUACUUAGAAAGCGAACACGGAAGUCCCCUGACCCCGCGGGUUGGUAUCCCUUCAGGACUAGGUGCAGAAUGUCCUUCCCAGCCACCUCUCCAUGGGAUUCAUAUUGCAGACAAUAACCCCUUUAACCUGCUAAGAAUACCAGGAUCAGUAUCGAGAGAGGCUUCCGGCCUGGCAGAAGGGCGCUUUCCACCCACUCCCCCCCUGUUUAGUCCACCACCGAGACAUCACUUGGACCCCCACCGCAUAGAGCGCCUGGGGGCGGAAGAGAUGGCCCUGGCCACCCAUCACCCGAGUGCCUUUGACAGGGUGCUGCGGUUGAAUCCAAUGGCUAUGGAGCCUCCCGCCAUGGAUUUCUCUAGGAGACUUAGAGAGCUGGCAGGGAACACGUCUAGCCCACCGCUGUCCCCAGGCCGGCCCAGCCCUAUGCAAAGGUUACUGCAACCAUUCCAGCCAGGUAGCAAGCCACCCUUCCUGGCGACGCCCCCCCUCCCUCCUCUGCAAUCCGCCCCUCCUCCCUCCCAGCCCCCGGUCAAGUCCAAGUCAUGCGAGUUCUGCGGCAAGACGUUCAAAUUUCAGAGCAACCUCGUGGUGCACCGGCGCAGCCACACGGGCGAGAAGCCCUACAAGUGCAACCUGUGCGACCACGCGUGCACGCAGGCCAGCAAGCUGAAGCGCCACAUGAAGACGCACAUGCACAAGUCAUCCCCCAUGACGGUCAAGUCCGACGACGGCCUCUCCACCGCCAGCUCCCCGGAACCCGGCACCAGCGACCUGGUGGGCAGCGCCAGCAGCGCGCUCAAGUCUGUGGUGGCCAAGUUCAAGAGCGAGAACGACCCCAACCUGAUCCCGGAGAAUGGGGACGAGGAGGAAGAGGAGGACGACGAGGAAGAGGAAGAAGAGGAGGAAGAGGAGGAGGAGGAGCUGACGGAGAGCGAGAGGGUGGACUACGGCUUCGGGCUGAGCCUGGAGGCGGCGCGCCACCACGAGAACAGCUCGCGGGGCGCGGUGGUGGGCGUGGGCGACGAGGGCCGCGCCCUGCCUGAUGUCAUGCAGGGCAUGGUGCUCAGCUCCAUGCAGCACUUCAGCGAGGCCUUCCACCAGGUCCUGGGCGAGAAACACAAGCGCGGCCACCUGGCCGAGGCCGAGGGCCACAGGGACACUUGCGACGAAGACUCGGUGGCCGGCGAGUCGGACCGCAUAGACGAUGGCACUGUUAACGGCCGCGGCUGCUCCCCGGGCGAGUCGGCCUCGGGGGGCCUGUCCAAAAAGCUGCUGCUGGGCAGCCCCAGCUCGCUGAGCCCCUUCUCCAAGCGCAUCAAGCUCGAGAAGGAGUUCGACUUGCCCCCGGCCGCGAUGCCCAACACGGAGAACGUGUACUCGCAGUGGCUCGCUGGCUACGCGGCCUCCAGGCAGCUCAAAGAUCCCUUCCUUAGCUUCGGAGACUCCAGACAAUCGCCUUUCGCCUCCUCGUCGGAGCACUCCUCGGAGAACGGGAGCUUGCGCUUCUCCACGCCGCCCGGGGAGCUGGACGGAGGGAUCUCGGGGCGCAGCGGCACGGGAAGUGGAGGGAGCACGCCCCAUAUUAGUGGUCCGGGCCCGGGCAGGCCCAGCUCAAAAGAGGGCAGACGCAGCGACACUUGUGAGUACUGUGGGAAAGUCUUCAAGAACUGUAGCAAUCUCACUGUCCACAGGAGAAGCCACACGGGCGAAAGGCCUUAUAAAUGCGAGCUGUGCAACUAUGCCUGUGCCCAGAGUAGCAAGCUCACCAGGCACAUGAAAACGCAUGGCCAGGUGGGGAAGGACGUUUACAAAUGUGAAAUUUGUAAGAUGCCUUUUAGCGUGUACAGUACCCUGGAGAAACACAUGAAAAAAUGGCACAGUGAUCGAGUGUUGAAUAAUGAUAUAAAAACUGAAUAGAGGUAUAUUAAUACCCCUCCCUCACUCCCACCUGACACCUCCUUUUUUCACCACCCCCCCUUCCCCAUCGCCCUCCAGCCCCACUCCCUGUAGGAUUUUUUUCUAGUCCCAUGUGAUUAAACAAACAAACAAACAGAAGUAACGGAAGCUAAGAAUAUGAGAGUGCUUGUCACCAGCACACCUGUUUUUUUUUUUCUUUUUCUUUUUUUCUUUUUCUUUUUUUCCUUUAUGUUCUCACCGUUUGAAUGCAUGAUCUGUAUGGGGCAAUACUAUUGCAUUUUACGCAAACUUUGAGCCUUUCUCUUGUGCAAUAAUUUACAUGUUGUGUAUGUUUUUUUUUUUUAAACUUAGACAGCAUGUAUGGUAUGUUAUGGCUAUUUUAAAUUGUCCCCGAUUCGUUGCUGAGCAAACAUGUUGCUGUUUCCAGUUCCGUUCUGAGAGAAAAAGAGAGAGAGAGAGAAAAAGACCAUGCUGCAUACAUUCUGUAAUACAUAUCAUGUACAGUUUUAUUUUAUAACGUGAGGAGGAAAAACAGUCUUUGGGUUAACCCUCUAAAGACAGAAUAGACAGCACUGAAAGAAAAUCUCUAUGAGCUAUAUGUCUGUCUCUAGAGGGUUAAAUGUAUCAAUUGGAGAGGAAAAAAAAAGGCCUUGAAUUGACAAAUUUUAACAGAAAAACAAAACAAGUUUAUUCUAUCAUUUGGUUUUAAAAUAUGAGUGCCUUGGAUCUAUUAAAACCACGUUGAUGGUUCUUUCUACUUGUUAUAAACUUGUAGCUUAAUUCAGCAUUGGGUGAGGUAAGAAAUCUUAGGACCUAGCAUAUAAUUCUAUAUUGUAUUUCUCACAACAAUGGCUACCUAAAAAUAUGACCCACUAUGUCCUAGUUAAUCAUCAUUUUCCCUUUAGUUUAAUCUUAUAAGCAAAACUGAUUAUACCAGUAUAAACGCUAUUUUGCUCCUGGUGAGAGCUUAAAAGAAAUGGGCUGUUUUGCCCAAAGUUUUAUUUUUUUUUUUAAAUGAUGAUUAAAUUGAAUGUGCAACGUGCAAAAGCCCCGGAAUACAAUUAAAUACAUUAGUAAGGAAUUCAUUUUAUGAAGAUAACUUAAAUAAUGUCUGUUCAAAAAAUUCUGGCACCAAAAGAAAUAGAUCCAGAUCUACUUGGUUGUCAAAGGGACAAUCAAAUGAUAAACUUUAAGACCUCGUAGACCAUAUUAAAAAGAAGAGACUGACAAUAAGGUUUGACAGGAGGGUAACAGAGGAAGAAAAUACGUGAUCUUUUAGCACAACGUGGUACUAUUUGCCAUUUUAAACUAGAACAGGUGUAUAAGCUAAUAUUGAUACAAUGAUGAUUAACUAUGAAUUCUUAAGACUUGUGUUUAAAUGUGACAUUCUUAAAAAAGAAGAGAAAGAAUUUUAAGAGUAGCAGUAUAUAUGUCUGUGCUCCCUAAAAGUUGUACUUCAUUUCUUUUCCAUACACUGUGUGCUAUUUGUGUUAACAUGGAAGAGGAUUCAUUGUUUUUAUUUUAUUUUUUUAAUUUUUUCUUUUUUAUUAAGCUAGCAUCUGCCCCAGUUGGUGUUCAAAUAGCACUUGACUCUGCCUGUAAUAUCUGUAUCUUUUCUCUAAUCAGAGAUACAGAGGUUGAGUAUAAAAUAAACCUGCUCAGAUAGGACAAUUAAGUGCACUGUACAAUUUUCCCAGUUUACAGGUCUAUACUUAAGGGAAAAGUUGCAAGAAUGCUGAAAAAAAAAAAAAAUUGAACACAAUCUCAUUGAUGAGCAUUUUUAAAAAAAAAAAACUAAAAAAAAAAAAAACUUUGCCAGCCAUUUACUUGACUAAUGAGCUUACUUACUCGGACUCAACAUUGCAAGCGCUGUGAAUGGAAAACAGAAUACACUUAACAUAGAAAUGAAUGAUUGCUUUCGCUUCUACAGUGCAAGGAUUUUUUUGUACAAAACUUUUUUAAAUAUAAAUGUUAAGAAAAAAAUUUUUUUAAAAAACACUUCAUUAUGUUUAGGGGGGAACUGCAUUUUAGGGUUCCAUUGUCUUGGUGGUGUUACAAGACUUGUUAUCCAUUUAAAAAUGGUAGUGGAAAUUCUAUGCCUUGGAUACACACCGCUCUUCAGGUUGUAAAAAAAAAAAAAAACAUACAUUGGGGAAAGGUUUAAGAUUAUAUAGUACUUAAAUAUAGGAAAAUGCACACUCAUGUUGAUUCCUAUGCUAAAACACAUUUAUGGUCUUUUUUCUGUAUUUCUAGAAUGGUAUUUGAAUUAAAUGUUCAUCUAGUGUUAGGCACUAUAGUAUUUAUAUUGAAGCUUGUAUUUUUAAUUGUUGCUUGUUCUCUUAAAAGGUAUCAAUGUACCUUUUUUGGUAGUGGAAAAAAAAAAAGACAGGCUGCCACAGUAUAUUUUUUUAAUUUGGCAGGAUAAUAUAGUGCAAAUUAUUUGUAUGCUUCAAAAAAAAAAAAAAGAGAGACAAACAAAAAAGUGUGACAUUGUACAGAUGAGAAGCCAUAUAAUGGCGGUUUGGGGGAGCCUGCUAGAAUGUCACACGGAUGGCUGUCAUAGGGGUUGUACAUAUCCUUUUUCGUUCCUUUUUCCUGCUGCCAUACUGUAUGCAGUACUGCAAGCUAAUAACGUUGGUUUGUUAUGUAGUGUGCUUUUUGUCCCUUUCCUUCUAUCACCCUACAUUCCAGCAUCUUACCUUCAUAUGCAGUAAAAGAAAGAAAGAAAAAAAAGGAAAAAAAAAAACAAAAACAAUGUUUUGCAGUUUUUUUCAUUGCCAAAAACUAAAUGGUGCUUUAUAUUUAGAUUGGAAAGAAUUUCAUAUGCAAAGCAUAUUAAAGAGAAAGCCCGCUUUAGUCAAUACUUUUUUGUAAAUGGCAAUGCAGAAUAUUUUGUUAUUGGCCUUUUCUAUUCCUGUAAUGAAAGCUGUUUGUCGUAACUUGAAAUUUUAUCUUUUACUAUGGGAGUCACUAUUUAUUAUUGCUUAUGUGCCCUGUUCAAAACAGAGGCACUUAAUUUGAUCUUUUAUUUUUCUUUGUUUUUAUUUUUUUUUUUAUUUGGAUGACCAAAGGUCAUUACAACCUGGCUUUUUAUUGUAUUUGUUUCUGGUCUUUGUUAAGUUCUAUUGGAAAAACCACUGUCUGUGUUUUUUUGGCAGUUGUCUGCAUUAACCUGUUCAUACACCCAUUUUGUCCCUUUAUUGAAAAAAAUAAAAAAAAUUAAAGUACACAAUGUAAGCUUCUUGUGUCCUCAUUUGACACACUCUGUAAAUUACUUUCAAGAAAAUAACAGGUUUUAAGAGAAGGCCAGUCAGUCUUUUUCAGGAUUAUUUCUAUGGGCAUUUUGAUGCGUGCAUUAUACCCUAAAGGAACAUAAAGUGCUUACUAUAUUAAAAUAGACAUAUCUCAAAACAUGGAAAUAGUUUUUAGAUUUUAUAGUUCUAGAAUAAUUUUCAAGAAAUGGAAAGUGUUUUCAGUCUGAUGUUAAAAACUUUCCCUUCAUGUCUUAACAAUAAUCCACCCAGAUAUAAAUGAAAAAUUGACUGGUAAUAGCAUCUUAAACUUUUACUUCCUUUGGAUUUUUUGCUGUUCUUGUUGUCUGAAAGUUCUUUUCUAUUCUCCCUCCCCUGCCCUAUCUUAGAACAUAAUGUAAAAAAAGAUUUUUUAAAAAGUUAGCUCUUUCAUUUCCAUAUGAGUCUUUCUUCAUACCAAAAAUAACAUCACCCUCCCCCCCCCCCAUAAAUAUCCAGAAACAAAGGCAUCAUGUUAACGAGAGAAAGAGGGAGAGAGAGAAGUAACCAGUAGUUCAGCCAGAUGUGGCAAAUCUGUGGAAUCAGCCACUGAUUUCCUGAGAUAUAUGGUGGUUUGCCUUGUGAUCCUGUGAUCUUAGGGACCAGAGAUGGGACAGAUCUUUUAGAACUUUUUAUAGUGUCUUCCUGACUGGUAGCAAAUGAGAGGGGGGAAUAUGCUUCAGUGAUCUUUUGCCCAACCAACAGAUUUAUGAAAUGAAACAUAGCCUUUGAAAAGCAAGUUAGGUCCAUUAUAAAAACCCCUCCUUAGAAAUCUGUGUUGUCAGUUUUACAAAUACUGCAUGCUGCAGCAUCUAUUUGCUUUAUUAAAACACAUACUUCUGUGAUACUGUCUCCCUGUUCCCAGUGUAGAUGAAUGGAUACAACGUUGUUCUUCUUUUUGUAAAAACCAAAACAAAAGCCGUUCUGUUGUCUUCUUGUGGUAGCAUUUUCGUUGCUCAGUUCUUAUGCCCUGGUGCCUGUGAGGUGGCCUUUUCAUGUAAUGCCUUUUAUCUGAGACAGGAAUAGUUUUAUCCUUCUAAAAUACACAGAAAGUAGGUGUAUUUUUUUUAAAGCCAGUUUGGGUGGGAAGCAGAGAGUGGAGGCAGAGAGGAAUCCCGUGAGAGAAGAUUUGGGGUUGGGUAUAGGGGCUGGGAUCAGAUGGAUGUAUCUCGCAGAACUUGAUAAUUGGCAGUGACCUGAGAGGAGAUAUUUGUGUUUUGAAUUAGGUUACUUCACAACUGAAUCCAGAAUGCUAUUCAAGAUAGAAAUAUUCUCCAGUGCCAUGCCAGUUUGCGAUGUGGUGACUUCUGCUCCACCGUAUUAAAUGUCCAUAAAACCACUGUGUGUCCCUAUUACUCUUUUAUUAGGAGCUAUGAGUGCAGCUGUGCAAGUUUUAUAUACAGUGUUCAUUUUAAUUUUUCAAUAUAUGAUGCUCUUAGCAUAAUUAGGUUUUGCAUCCUGACAGACAGAAUUAAUGGCAGAUACUGUAUACUUACUUGUAUGUUCAAAUUUCUUAAAUCAAAUGGGGAAUGGGGAGGGGUGCAAACAUGUGGUGAUAAAUCACAGAUUAUGUUUGAUUUACAUGGUCCCAAAGUUAAAUAAAUUUAUCGGGAGACACGUUCUUCAGGGUACUCAGUCUCCUGGCUUAUUGAAGCCCUCUUAUAAAAUAUGAUUUCUGAAGCUGAGUGAACAAUACGAGCAUGAAAAUCUAGGCAAUAAAAAUAUAAGUUAUAACUGACAUCUGUAUCUGGAACCCCCGAAUUAAAAAUCUUAAUGCAAAAUAACAAAAAACAUUUCCAACAGAGGAUGAAUUCGAGAUUUUUUUAAAAUGAGGAAAUGCUAAGGAUAUUAACAGUUUUCAGAAUUCUCAAGUUUAUGCGACACCCCAGAUGUGUUGAUGCAAUGUUCUUUACCCACCUGAACUCUUAACGCGUCAAUGUUCCUUUUUAUCUUCAUUUUGAGAACAGCUUCAUAAUAAACAGGAGUACAGCAAAUACUAUUUCUCACAGAUUUUAACUUAGAAACCCUCCCAGUGCGUGGGCUCUCCCCAUCCUGAGACCAUUUCCUAUCUUCUCUUUGUUUAGGACCCUACAAAAGGACCGAAGCCAAAUCAUUGCAAAGGUGGCUAAGAAGUGGGGUGAACACUUGUUUCUUCAUUUGUACCAGCCAUGGCAGGAAGUGUGGAGUAGUUGAGUUUUUCCCAGGGCAUUCUGUGCUAGAACUGUUUAUUUAAAUACCAUUUUUGUGUGUGUAAUAAGUCCAUACUGUAUACGUUCAUGAUGCUGGAAGUGAGGAUUUGAAAGGCAGUGGCAGUGGGAGUUAGAUAUCGUUUCAUUUGGAGAAAUAAGGAAAUGAGGUUUAUUCACAGACACUAAAAGUUUGUUCAAAGGUGCUGGGAUAUUUCAGGCUUUCCUGAAAAGGAGUUGAGGAGCCUCAGGCCCCAUCCUGUCCUGCUUCGAACACUUCAGAGUGAGAGGGAGGAAAUACGGUGUUUUCUUUCUUUCUUUCUUUCUUUCUUUCUUUCUUUCUACCUCUUUCCCCUGCUCCGCGCGUGCACACACUAACAUGAGUUCUUAGGACUGUGUUGUAGUCGUGUUCUCUUCAUUAAGAUUCUGUUACUCCAUCGUCCCUGGGCCUGGUGUGUUCAAGAAUGUACCCAUCCCAUUCUCUUUUCUUUUUCAGACAACUUCCCAUUUAAAAAAAAAAAGAAAGAAAGAAAGAAACGAAAGAAAUGUGGGAAUUUUGCCAGUGUGAGGAUGGGAUUGGCAGUGUUCUUUAAACCUGCUUGGAAAAAUAUUUUUUAAAAGACCGUUAACUUUUUAACAGGCACGAGGCACUUAGCAAAUUUUCCUAAGUGUCUCCUAAGGCCCUGCCGCUUUCCCAAUUAAAACUAAAUGAACCCAUGUUUAGAGCAACGGACAUCAGAACACACAGCCAGAAUUGGGAUUCUGGACGUUUAUUCCAGGGCUGCUCUAGCUACAAAUUGUAGACAUGGGUUGUUGGGUGUGCACUUUUCCUUGCUGUCAUCUUGUUAUCCCAUUAGCCCUCUGUUUCAUUGAGUAAAACACAUGGCCAGUGAAUCAGCCUUUAGGGGGGAUGGGUCUGUUUCUCUCUCUCUCUCUAUUUCCCAGUGUCAUCUGUGGUCAUGGGAAGCGAUUAAUUCCUCCCUUCCAAAAGGGGAAAGGAGAUGAGUACAGUUCACCUGGGUCAUUUGUACUCAAGAUCCUAAACUUGCCUGAACAACUCCAACGGUUGAUCCAAAUACUGUUUUUCCUUUCUGUAAAGUGGCAAAGACUACUUAAAGGGAGCAUAUAUAUUAGGUCCUUGUGAUUCAGCAGAAAGGGCAAAUUAAGCGAUUUCCCCAAUGUCUCUCUUCUAACGCAGGACACCCCCCCGCCCAAACCCAUAGGGGGCUGUGCUUUUCAAUAACGUAGAGCGUGGUACAUGCCCAGGCCGUAUUUUGUCUGUUAGAGCUUUCAAUACUGGUAGCAGGUCUGACAAAGGGGUUCGAUGGGGGUAUCAGCCAGAGGGGCCUCCACGACAGUGGCAGGGCUGGACUGGGAACGGGGUUCCCCAGAGCCCACCUGGACACAGGAGGCCCCUCAGCCCUGGUCUCCACUGCGCAGGGGGCAUUCGAGAGAGCAGCUGAGCUCCAGACCCUGGGCCUCCUGCGGCGCCAAGUCGGGGGAGAGGAGGCCCCAGGCCCCUGCUUCGGGUCGCCAUGGCAACGAGCCCUGGAAUGCCACAGUGGUAGCCCUCUUCCUCGGCACAUCCGGACUCCCAGUUCUGCUGCUUCAAGUCAAUGUAACACAGCAAAGGGAGGAACCCCGGAGGAGAAUAACCACUCCCUUCUUCCCUUCACCAUUGCCUUCCCCCUUUACCAAAAAGAAAAAAAAAAAAAAAAAGAAAAGAAAAGAAAACUGCAUGUUUGAAAGAAACUACAGGCAGUUUUUGGUGCAAUUUGGGAGCAACUAUUUUGGGUUCUGGUUUCCUCUUCAGGGAUGUGUUCGCCUCUUGUAAAUCGUUGGCUGCUUUGACGUUGAACUUGAUGACAUUUCAUGUUUUCGUUGUGCUGCUUUUACAUCAAUUUUGAGUUUUUGUUUCUUUAUAAUUUUAUUAUUAUUUUAAGGAAAUGUCCCCCUUCCCUCCUCCCUCCCCUGUUCUCCUCAACCAAAGGACUGUUUCCUACUCAGUUUUCUCAGUCAUAAGGGAAAGUGUUUCCUUCCAGGUUCUUCACACACCCCCAUUCGGCGUAGUACCCAGAGAGCUCAAGAUGUGUGGCAGUUUUCGGAUGGAAGCUCGAGAGCCCUUAAGUUCUGAGAAAAUUUGAAGUCCCCAGGGGCGGGGUGGACGCGUGCUGCCCAGCCGACAUCUGCGUGGCCUGUCAUCCUGCUAGUUUGUGAUGUUUUCCGACAGUAGCCUCCAAGAAGCCGUUGUGCGAAGACAGAGUCCUGCAGAGUCCUUCCUGCCCAGGCCUGCAGUGCCAUUUUAUUUAUAUUUUUUAAAAAAAAGUAAAAGCAAAAAAACAGACCCACAUUGGAACGGUGAAUCAGUCCCAUAUAGAGGGCCCAUGGACCAUCGCUGUCCUGAGUGACGUCCUGGCCCUUUUGAAACCAGCCAACCUAAUUUACCUGUAUUGUGGAAUCGAGCAUGAGUCCCCCAACCCCUUGUUUCUAUACAUUCUAUGUUGUCUUUUAAAAAGUGUGCUUAACAUUGACACAAUAAAUGUUGGAGCUUUA